This is a messenger RNA of Dermatophagoides pteronyssinus (European house dust mite), 1450 nucleotides long. RefSeq lists its product as uncharacterized. NCBI's taxonomy places the organism in Eukaryota, Metazoa, Arthropoda, Arachnida, Sarcoptiformes, Pyroglyphidae. Gene Ontology annotation, cellular component: membrane. The record is from RefSeq and is a predicted model, not a curated record.
CACCAAGAUUGUUAACGAUAACUAUUGAUCAAUAUAGAAAUAAUAAUCACGAUACAUUGAAAACAAAAUUAUUACCUCUUGAUUAAACAACGGAAUAUAAACAAAUAAACAAAAUUUAACUCUGGAUAAAAAUUUAUACAUUCCUUAUCCAAAAAAACCGAAUCAAUUUGUUCAGAAGACAAACAGGAAAAAUAUUUUUCUUUGCAAAAACAAAAUAUGGAUUAUAUUCGUCGACCAUCGAUUCUAAUGAAUAUUCCAGCUAAUACAAUACCUACAAUCAAUAUUAUCGAUGAUAAUGAUAAUGUUAUUGAUAAAUCACAACAACAAAACCAACCAUCAUCAAUGACAAACACGGCAUUAUAUCUAUUAAGGUUUAAUGUUGCCUUACAAAUUGCCAUAUCCGCAAUGGCUGUAAAUCUUUUUCUUGCUAUUGCAACAUUUUAUUAUGGUUGGAAUGCACUUUAUUGUGCAUUCGGUGCUGAUUCGAUAAUCGGUGUUUUAACUGCAAUCAUAUUGAUAUGGCGUUUUGCAUCAAGUAAACAUGAAGCAAACAUUAUUAUCAAUGAUGGUGAUAAUAAUUUGGAUAAUGAACAUUUACCCAUUCUCAAUCAUCAUAAUAUUAGUCGUCGUAAUAGCCGUUUGUUUGGUGAAUCCGAUAUGCAUCCAUUUUUACGAUCAUUAGAAUCGACUAUUGAUGAUACACCAGAUGAUAAUCGACGAGAAUUAUGGUCAACAUUUUGGUUAGGCCAGAUAAUGAUAUUAUCCGGUUUUGGUGUAAUAAUACGUUCAAUAAUUGAAUUAGUACAUGAAAUUAUUGAAAAUGUUCAUCAAAUUGAUGAUGAUAAUAUGAUUGUCAUUAAUGAUCAUUAUGAUAUGUCACCAUUAUAUAUAUUAGCAUUGAUAUCAUUAGCAAUGAAUAUUAUAUUAAUGGGUUUCAAACUAUUAAUUUAUUAUCAUCUUAAUUCUAAUUCAAUGCUUAUUGAAGGCGUAAAUUCAUUUAUAUCAGCUAUAUUUGCUGCAACCACUGUUAUUUCCAUACAAUUUCAUGAUCGUAUUGAAUAUCUUGAUCAAAUUGUAUCAAUAUUAUUUGGUGUAUUUCUUAUUAUCUAUGGUAUCUAUAAUGUAUUACAUACAUUAGCACAUACGGUUAUCGAUCUUAUUAAACAAAAAUAUGGUAACCGUAAUAAUAAUGUUCAACGUCGAUUAUUAACAUCAUCAGCAUCACAACGACAUCUAAAUCUUUUGAAUCAUUGCCACAAGGAAAGUCAACGUCGUGCAUCGACAAAAUCAUUACGUGAUGAUUAUCUACAAUUACUUUAAAUAUCUAUUAUUAAUUAAGACGAAAGCCUUUUUUUUGAUACAAUUAAUAUUAUUUCUUUUCUUUUGAUACUCAAUUGAUGAUUUUAAAAUUUUCUUUAUUUCUUUACAAAAAAAUAAAAAGUAUUUCACA